AUGGAAACCAUUCGAGAUUCAGCGUUUGGGAAGCUAGUACGCAUCUUCAGUGGAAAAAGAUGGCUGCGCUACCCCGAGGAGAUUGACACGGGGAUGUGGACCGAGUACCUGAAGACGGAGAAGCAGGUCAAGGAUGAAGAAGCGGCAGUUGCUGAAAGUGACCAAGAGAAUUUGGGCCUCUAUACUGUCCUUUCGCAGGCGUCCAGAGCGUCACGUCGCCUAUCCUCUACAUCGACAGCUCGGAAUGUGGGGGUGGAUGCACAGAGUCCCCACCCCAGCACCUCAAUUGUCAUUGACUGGCAGGGACCAGAUGAUCCUGAAAACCCCCAGAACUGGAGUACAUUCAAAAAGCUAUUCGUCAGCAGCUUGAUCUGGCUCUUGACAUUCGCUAUCUAUAUCGGCUCAGCGAUCUACACCCCCGGUAUCCCCAGUGUUUGCGAGCAAUUUGGUGUAAGCAGAGUGGCCGCUACACUUGGAUUGACCCUGUUUGUGCUAGGGUAUGGAUUAGGCCCAAUGGUCUGGUCUCCCUUGUCAGAACUACCUGCUAUCGGUCGAAGUCCUACCUACGUCCUCACCCUGUUCGUCUUCGUCUUCUUCCAAUUCGCCGUUAUCUACGCUACAAACUUCGGAAUGCUCUUAGCCUUUCGAUUCCUCACCGGAUUUAUCGGAUCCCCCGCACUAGCCACCGGUGCAGCAUCUAUGGGAGAUAUCUGGAACCCUAGAAUGCGCGACUAUAUGAUAAUCAUCUGGGGAGCGUUUGCCAUUUCCGCCCCCGUCUUGGGUCCGCUGGUGGGUGGUUUUGCAGCUCAAGCCGAAGGAUGGAAAUGGACCAUUUGGCAGCUCCUCUGGGUCUCCGGAUUCGCCCUUGUUCUCCUUUUCUUCUUCCUUCCAGAGACCUACGCACCCAACAUCCUCUACCGACGGGCCCGUCGCGUCCGCCAGAUCACCGGCAACUCCAAUUACCGAUGCGAAGCCGAGAUCGAGAUCUCAAACGUCAAACCAAGAGACGUCCUCUUCGAAGCCCUCGUCCGCCCCUUCGAACUCUGCUUCCUCGAACCCAUCGUCUUCCUCAUGAACCUUUACAUAGCCCUAAUCUACGGCAUUCUCUACAUCUGGUUCGAAGCCUUCCCCAUCGUCUUCAGCGAGAUCCACGGCUUCAACACCGGUGAAAGUGGUCUCGCCUUCCUCGGUAUCCUCAUCUCUACCUGCUGCAUCACCAUCCCCUGCUACUUCUACUGGAAAUACAAAUAUCAGACCAAACACUUCGACGAGAACUGGAACAUCGUCCCCGAAAUGCAGCUCCCCCCGGCUUGCAUCGGCGCCUUCGCCCUCCCAGUCUCCCUCUUCUGGUUCGGCUGGACCGGUCAAUUCGCCUCCGUCCACUGGAUCGUGCCCAUAAUCGCAUCCAUGCUGUUCUCCGUGGGGGGCUGUCUCAUCUUCAAUUGUAUUUUCUGUUAUCAGGCUCAUGCGUACCCGAAGUAUGCGGCUUCAGUGCUCGCCGGGAACGACUUUAUGAGGUCGUCUUUUGGAGCAGGGUUUCCGUUGUUUGCCACGGCGAUGUUCCAUAAUCUGGGGGUCGGAUGGGCGUGUACUCUACUUGGGUGCUUGUGUGUGCUUUUUGUGCCGUAUCCGUUUAUUCUGUUGAGAUAUGGGAAGAGGUUGAGGAUGGCGAGUAAAUUUGCGAGACAUGAUAUUUGA
Molecule: messenger RNA, 1698 nt
Organism: Aspergillus sclerotioniger CBS 115572
Lineage: Eukaryota; Fungi; Ascomycota; Eurotiomycetes; Eurotiales; Aspergillaceae
Product: MFS transporter
Exons: 4
Coding region: 1-1698 (565 amino acids)
Biological process (GO): xenobiotic detoxification by transmembrane export across the plasma membrane
Molecular function (GO): fluconazole transmembrane transporter activity
Source: RefSeq, a predicted model, not a curated record